Penicillium taxi is the source of this 1680-nucleotide messenger RNA. RefSeq lists its product as uncharacterized. Gene Ontology annotation, biological process: amino acid transmembrane export from vacuole. Lineage: Eukaryota; Fungi; Ascomycota; Eurotiomycetes; Eurotiales; Aspergillaceae. The record is from RefSeq and is a predicted model, not a curated record. The transcript is spliced from 9 exons. Bases 1 to 1680 code for a protein of 559 amino acids.
AUGGCGGACCAUAUCCAUACAACCAAAGAGCAAUCCAAGGACGAUGCAGCUAGUGUGAUUGCCGUAACUGAUCCAGGGCCUCCAGUUUUGCAGGAAUAUGAGCGCUUAUUUACAGUUGACAACCAAUUUGAGCAGCCUAUCACCACCAGAAGAGAGCUUUGGUCCUAUUAUCUUUACGCCAACGGGGAUAAUGGUGUCGGCCCUGGCUCUUACAGUCAAACUCUGUUCCAAUGGGCUCUCAAUGGCGCGGGGUUUCAACCUGAGACUAACCCGCCAAAGGCAUGCACUUCUUCCUCAGCGUGUGUUGUCCCUUGGGUGGGAGGUACCAGAUCUACUUCCUCGGUGGUUUUGAUUGCCAACGGUCUAUGUUUCACUUUCAUGACAAUCAUCUUUUUCUGGCUGGGAAGUGCCGCCGACUAUGGUUCAUUCGGCAGAUGGCUGCUUCUAGUACUCACAGUUGUCUGCUGGGCAUUUCAGUACGGUAUGAUGGCCCUCCGCCAUCCCAGCCAGUGGCCCUUGGCGAUGGGCUUGUACGUCGCUUCUUAUAUUGCUUAUGGCGCAACCCUUGUCUUCAUCGCUGCUGUAUUUCCUCAGCUGGCGCGCUGCAUGCCACACGUUCGCAAGGCUCGCGAUGAACUGUCAGAUAGAAAGAUAAGCCAGAAAGAGUACGAUGCGAUUGAAUCUCUUGAGAGGAAUCACAUUAGUAAUAUCUCAACGGCGCAUAGCAACAUCGGCUACCUUCUCACGCUGGUUCUCAAUUUGAGUGUCCUGCUCCCUAUGCAGAGCAACGCCUACUCAAACAAUCUGGCUCUUUGCUUGACUAAUUCAUACUGGGUUGUUUUGGGUAUUUGGUGGUUCCUAUUCCAGCAAAAGCGACUUGGUCCAAACGUGCCCCAAGGCUCCAAUUUCGCUACCAUCGGUCUCAAACAGAUAUGGUUAGCCAUUCGAGAGAUCAGGUCUCUGCCUCAGACCUUUCUUUAUUUUUGGGCAUACUUUCUGCUCGCAGACGGUCUGAAUACAACAGGAACACUCGUGAGUAUCAUUCAGAAUGACAAUGUUUCCUUCUCCUUUCUACAGAUCACCUACCUCGGCAUUACGCAGGCCACUUGCUCAAUUAUUUCGACAUUUGGAUUUUGGUACAUCCAACGAUAUUUCAAAUUCCAAACGAAGACCAUGUUCCUGUUCACCAAUUUCUUCACCAUCUUCAUUCCACUUUGGGGAAUGAUAGGACUUUGGACCACUAGAAUUGGGUAUCACAACACAUGGGAAUUCUACUUUUACAAUGUCAUUUUUGGACUUUUCCAGGCUCCAUACUACGCAUACGCCCAAACGAUGAUAAGUGAGCUUAUACCACAGGGCUACGACAAUAUGUUUUUCGCUCUUUUUGGAAUCACUAACCGCGCCUCUUCCAUCAUCGGCCCAAACGUUAUCCAGGCGAUCAUCAACAAUACACGGAACAACUGGAUGGGAUUUCCGUUCCUCUUUGCUAUCUGCACCGCUGCCAUGAUGGUUGUUGGAUUAGUUAACAUCGAGAAAGGUCGAGAGGACUGCAAAAGAUUCACAGAGCAACGGAAAAUCGGUCGAGUCGUUACAGAGGGAAGAAACUCUACUGUACCUGCCAAAGGGAAGAACGCAGCGGCAACGAUCGGUAGUGGCUCUGCUGAUGAUGAUGAGGAAUGA